Pyricularia pennisetigena is the source of this 813-nucleotide messenger RNA. RefSeq lists its product as uncharacterized. Gene Ontology annotation, cellular component: RecQ family helicase-topoisomerase III complex; nuclear body. Bases 1 to 813 code for a protein of 270 amino acids. The record is from RefSeq and is a predicted model, not a curated record. Gene Ontology annotation, biological process: resolution of meiotic recombination intermediates; double-strand break repair via homologous recombination. The transcript has a single exon. NCBI's taxonomy places the organism in Eukaryota, Fungi, Ascomycota, Sordariomycetes, Magnaporthales, Pyriculariaceae.
AUGGACGAGGCAGCUUUGCAAAUCCGCGCAUCUCUCAUCUCCCAAUCCCUACCACCCCCGUCGCAAACCUGGCUCUCCAACCUCUUGUCCACGCGCCCAAAGCCACUGCCACCCCUGCCCUCCCUCACGGCAACCGCAAAAGCCCGCCUCCUGGCCGCGGACCUGACCUCCCCGGGCCUGCUCGACCGGGCCGGGACGUCACCCUUUCCACCCUCCGCCGCCGACCCAGAGACCCGAGAAACCUGCCUGACCAGGGACGUGGUUGUGCAGGUCCUGGACGUCGAGAACCUGAGCCGCAGCCGCUGGGAGCAGGUCGAGGAGCUCGAGGCUGUGGCGCGCGGCGAGCUGACCAAGGGCAGGCAGAUCAUCCGGCUGCGCGAGGACGGGGCCGAGGAGGAUGGUGAGGGUGUGGGUGACGUGCCGCCCGAGGAGGGCGCACGGCGGCAGCAGCAGCAGCAGCAGCAGCAGCAGCAGGCGGGCGGUGGUGCCGCUGCGAGGGCGACCGCCGGAGGACCGGCCGUGAGCGACAAGAACGCAACGCACAAGUUAGUCGUGCAGGACUGUGCCGGGAACAAGUUCUUUGCGCUGGAGGUGAGGCGGGUCGAGCGCCUGGGCAUCGGCAAAACGAACAUCGGAGAGAAGAUGUUGAUCAGGGCCGGGACGGUCGUCGCAAGGGGCACGGUGCUACUAGAGCCGGAAAAGUGUGUCGUCCUAGGCGGGAGGGUUGAGGCUUGGCACAAGGCUUGGUUGGAUGGGAGGCUCGCAAGGCUGAAAGAGGCUGCGGGCGCUUCCGCCACGGAACAUGGACAUUGA